CGUGGCGGUUUUGAGGCAGAAGGCAUUCCCGCGAGCAGAUGUGGAUAAGCAUGCGCUGCUGUGUUUGUGUAUUUUGGUUCGAGACCUCAGCAGCGUCUCUUUGGCUAUCACAUGCACAGGUCACACAGCCCUUCUUGCUUUCUCAAAAAUAGAGCACAUGUCCACCAGGCACCCCAAGACAACCUUGGAAUAAUUUCCCAGCCACGUGUAGUUGAGAUGGAAGCGAGGGGCGCAGAUGGUACUCCAGACAAAGGUAGCAAGCUUGAUGCAUCCCGGAAACAUGAUAAUCCCGCGGGACUGGCACGGGAUCUAAGUCAGCUCUCCUCUAUGCCUCAACUCUACGAUGUGUACUUUACUGUUGGCAAGGCUGGGACCUGUAUUGGCGGCGUCAAGGCCAUUCUGGCGAUGAGAAGCCGGGUGUUCUUCAAGAUGUUCUACCCAAACCCAGACCAUGCCGGGCGGACAGCCUCGACCAAUCAGAGCGCUCAGAGCAAAACACAAGUGAUCAAACACGCCUUUAUGCUGCUCAAGAAAGAAGUCUCGCCCAAACGAGACCAGAAAACAGAUGCGAGUACGUUCCAUGUGGGUGACCUCGAGCCUCUAGCGUUCUCCCGGCUGAUGGAGUUCCUACACGGCGGUUCGUGUGACCUGGACGCACGGACGGCUGUCGGCUUACUGGCGGCGACAGACUACUUCGCAAUCGACGAUUUACAGGCCGCAGUCUUGAGCUUCCUGGAGACUCGUAUCACCAUUGAAUUGGCGUGCUACCUGCUUUCUGAGGCAGAGAAGUACAUCCAGUUCAAGAAAAUAAAAGCACUCCUGUCCAGGCUUCUAGAAUUCACGGCCAAAAACGCGUGCGAGAUCCUGAGACUACCGGCAUUCUGCUCACUCUCUCGAAGCGUUGUGCGUCUGAUCUUAUCGCGAGGGGAUUUCAAUGCUAGCGAAUGGGACAAGUUCAAAGCAGCGCAGGCCUGGGGUGUAGCCUAUUGCAGGAAAAACAAGGAAACAAGCUUGAAGGAGGCAUUGGAACCGCUGGUCGAAUGUAUCGCAUUUAAUGAGGUGCCCGCGGUGCUGCUGAUGCAAAACGUACGGAAACUCGACGUAGUACCACCCCACGUGAUCAUGGAAGCGCUCGCUUACCAGGCUGACCCGACGAGUGUAGCGAGUACACCCGAGCGGGGCACGAACAUACGACAGACAACCGACGCCCUCGACACCAGGGAGGAACGAUCUUAUAAGGGAUGACAAAAAGCUCCUUGCAAUUCCGGGCAAGUAAUGGCCAACUCAUACGGCACUAUUAGAAAUAAAUAAUCAAAAGAUCUUUAUUAAAUUUAUUACGUCAGGAGUCAAUAACAUUAGAUGUAGCACUCUGUAAUUUGAAUUGAAACUGUGGGGGAAGUGCUCUUUUGAGGAACUUUUUUAGUGUAAAAGCGAAUGUUACACAAUGUCAAAAAAAGAAAGUCUAUUGAAA
This is a messenger RNA of Nematostella vectensis (starlet sea anemone), 1471 nucleotides long. RefSeq names its product serine-enriched protein. NCBI's taxonomy places the organism in Eukaryota, Metazoa, Cnidaria, Anthozoa, Actiniaria, Edwardsiidae. The transcript has 3 exons. The coding region runs from base 112 to 1245 and encodes 377 amino acids. Gene Ontology annotation, molecular function: protein binding. The record is from RefSeq and is a predicted model, not a curated record.